GCUGUGUGUUGCUGUUGCUGCUUCCUCUUCCACGGCAGUGUUUAUCUCACGUUUUUGUUUUUGCACUGAUAACGCGACGCAAUUAGAGAAUAGUUUUUCCCAAGCCGAUGGAAAAGUGCUUACGAUGAGUGGCAAUUUACACGGGCUAAGCUGGUUUCCCCACUUCCCCGACAAGUUUGUGUCGUGGGGCCAGGAAAUCCACUUGUACGAGGUGCGCAGCAAGGACGAUCACAAUCACAGCCAGAAAAGUCGCCUGCCGUAUAUAUCAGUAAAUUACCUGGCCAACGAGUCCCGCUACCAAUAUGCCCGCUGCGUGGCGGCCUCCUAUCACAGUGAUCAGCCCAUUAUUGCCGUGGGCCUGGCGGACGGCAAGGUGGGGAUCUGCAAUUUCCGUGACACCUACGACAGCAGCUGGGAGUACACACCACGGCAGCAGCGCAUGUGCACGUGCCUUGCCUGGAACGAACUGGAUGCCAAUAUACUGGCCAUUGGACACGAUCGCCAUCGGAACGACACUUGCAUCACCAUUUGGGACAUAGAGCGCGGCGUGCCCAAGGAGACGUCCAACUUCUUUGGCGUCGGCGAGUCCGCCAAUUCGCUGUGCUGGGACCGCAAUCAUCGCACUGUUAUUGCCGGCAUGAGCCAGAAGAUGAUCAAGCUCUUCGAUCUAAGGCAAAGCAACGCCACCUGCCAGAGCAUUCAAACGAAGACGGUCCAGGGCCUAUCGGUGUCCCCCAAUGGCAACUAUCUGUGCAGCUACGUGGACUCUGUGAUCACACUGUGGGAUCCGCGCAACAUCAAGAGUCCGCUGCGUCAGAUCCAGUCCUCCAAGAAUCACCUGCAGAUAGCCUGGUGCCCGACGAGGACGAGCCUGCUCUCAUCCCUGCAGCGGGACUCUGCCUAUCUCACUCUGUACGAUAUCAGGAGUGUGGAUAAUGAAAACUCCGGCGAGAUUUACCAUGUGAAAAGACAGAUCAGUCCGCUUCCUGCAAAGUAUCAGCACAGUGGAAAGUUCGCCUUCGUCAACUGUCAUUCUUGGCAUUCGCGAGACUUUGAGAGGACGCUCGUUCUGGCGGACGCUCUGAAUAUUCUAGAUUUCCGUCUGCCCGCCACCUUACAUACCGCUCACAGUAAUCGCCGGAAGUUGCCGCUACUGAUGCAGCAUCCUCUGUAUGCCGCUGCCGCCGCCACACCCUCUUCAACGAAUGCGGCUACGCCCACUCAGCAACUGCCCACGAGCAGCUGCAGCACAAAUAGUGGAAGCUGUCUAGAUUUCCAUAGUCCGGCUGGCUCCGCCCUAAAUGUGGACUAUCUGGAGCCGGAGCUGUUCGAACUCGAUCUGGUGGACGAGACGCGUCAGCGCGCUCUGGAAGAUUAUGGCAUUAGGCCAGAUAACAAGCGAUUCGCCGAGCUCCAUUUGACGCCAUACCUGCGCAACGUCUGGGCCACCUUGCUCAACGUGUACAGCGAGGAUCGGUUGACGGGCCUAAAGGCCACGUUGGGCAUCAAUUUGGGGCACACGUCGGAGGCCUUGAUGGCCAGUUCCCGCAUUGAAUCUCAGCUGCUCCAGUGGCCGGAGGGAAUUAACAACUCCAACAAGCUGAUAUGCUACAGGAGCGAGCAGCGUGAUUCGGCUCUCAACCUGUGCGGCUGGGUCUUUGAGCACGAGCUGGAGCGCUUCGCUGACCAGCUUUUCGCCAACAAGGAAUACAGCCGAGCGGCCAUGAUUUGUGUAUUCCAUUUGAAGAUCUAUCACGCCUGCACAAUCCUCUCGCUGGCAGCGGACAAAAUGAAGGAUCCCAGCAUGUUCAGGAUCACAGUGAUAGCCCUGUCCAGCUUCAAUGCGGAUCGGUGCAGCUCCUCGUGGCGGAAUCAGCGCUCCAGCGCCAAUAUGCAGAUACAGGAUCCACAUUUGAGGGCCAUCUUCUCGUUCCUCACCAUGGAGAAGGAUAACUUUGAGGCGGUGCUCAAAGAGGAGGGCGUUUCGCUGGCAGAUCGCAUGGCCUUCGCCUGCAAAUACCUAUCCGAGACGAAGCUGGCCGACUAUGUGACGCAGCAGAUCCAGUCGUCCAUAGACAGUGGGGAUCUGAAUGGAUUGCUGCUCACCGGAGAGUCGCUGGACGGCAUCAGCAUACUACAGUCCUACAUGGACACCAGCUUCGAUGUCCAGACGGUGGCCCUGGUGGCCAUCAACUAUUUCCGCCAGGAGCACUUCGCCGACAAGCGCAUCCAAUACUGGAUAGCUAGCUACUUGGACCACCUCAACAGCUGGGGCCUGUGGGAGAAACGCGCCGAGCUGGACAUCAAAAUAGAGAGCAUUCGAUCAUCGUCGCGCAGCUCUCGUACCGUAUUCCUCUCCUGCAAUUUCUGCGGCAAGUCCGUGUCGAAUGCCCUGCUAGACGAGCCACGUCCGAGGAGCACCACCACCAGCACCAAUCGUCUCGCCUCCUGCCCCAGCUGUCGGAAGCCAUUGCCGCGCUGCUCGCUUUGCUUGAUGCACAUGGGCACCAUGGUGAACAUGAGCAAUGGCGAGACGCCGCACACCGAAGUCUCCUCCGGCUGGCAGACGAAGCCCUUUUCCAAGUGGUUUUCCUGGUGCCAGACCUGCCGUCAUGGCGGUCACACCGAACAUAUAAUGCAGUGGUUCAAGCAAAAUUCAGAGUGUCCGGUGUCCUCGUGCAACUGUCGCUGCUUCGAUAUGGACGGCACCAAGCCGAAUACGCUAAGAGACAUUUCCUAGCUGUCCGGACUCCCGAGGACAGACAGCCCAUCCACAGCCUCCAAACACGCCCAUAUGCCAUAUGCAUUAAGUUGUUCAGUUGUUCCAAAACGCGCGCGCCUUAAACAAAAACUCAGAAGUGUUCAUUGUACUUAGACAACAGGGGAUGGAUGUACCCGUAGCUUUAGUGUUUAUUAUGACCUACCAGCUUUUAGCUGCUCAAUUGCAUUUUAUAUUUACAUUCAAAAUAAAGGACUAGAAAAAGA
Molecule: messenger RNA, 2985 nt
Organism: Drosophila kikkawai
Lineage: Eukaryota; Metazoa; Arthropoda; Insecta; Diptera; Drosophilidae
Gene: mio
Product: GATOR complex protein mio
Biological process (GO): positive regulation of TORC1 signaling; cellular response to amino acid starvation
Cellular component (GO): cytoplasm
Molecular function (GO): protein binding
Source: RefSeq, a predicted model, not a curated record